AUGGAGUUUGGCGGUGGCUCCGGUGGAGACCACGAUGGCUCAGACUCUCAUAGAAGGAAGAAGCGCUACCAUCGUCACACUUCUAACCAGAUUCAGAGGCUUGAAGCGAUGUUCAAAGACUGCCCUCACCCGGAUGAAAAGCAAAGGUUGCAGUUGAGCAGAGAACUGGGCUUGGCUCCUCGCCAGAUCAAAUUUUGGUUCCAAAACCGGAGAACCCAGAUGAAGGCCCAACAUGAAAGAGCUGAUAACUCUGUGCUUCGAUCAGAGAACGACAAGAUCCGAUGUGAGAACAUUGCCAUCCGAGAGGCACUCAAAAAUGUGAUUUGCCCAUCUUGUGGUGUCCCUCCCAUUAAUGAAGAUAAUUAUUUUGAUGAACACAAAUUGAGAAUGGAGAACGCUCAGUUGAAAGAAGAGCUAGAUAGAGUAUCUAGUAUUGCUGCCAAGUACAUAGGGAGGCCCAUUUCUCAGCUCCCACCAGUUCAGCCUAUUCAUAUAUCUUCUCUGGAUUUAUCAAUGGCAAGUUUUGGGGGGCAUGGCAUGGGUGGUCCUUCUCUUGAUCUUGAUCUUCUUCCGGGGAGUACUUCAUCUACAAUGCCUAGUUUGCCUUACCAGCCGAUUGGCAUUUCGGACAUGGACAAGUCCCUCAUGACAGAUAUUGCUGCAAAUGCAAUGGAAGAGUUGCUUAGGCUUUUGCAGACUAAUGAUCCACUAUGGAUGAAGUCAUCCACCGAUGGCAAGGAUGUUCUUAAUCUUGAAAGCUAUGAUAGGAUUUUCCCCAGGGCUACUACUCAUUUGAAAAAUCCCAAUCUUAGAAUUGAAGCAUCUAGAGCUUCUGGUGUGGUAAUCAUGAAUGGCUUAGCAUUAGUCGACAUGAUUAUGGACCCGAACAAAUUUGGGGAACUAUUUCCGACAAUUGUAUCAAUGGCUAGAACAAUUGAAGUGAUAUCGUCUGGAAUGUUAGGUAGUCACAGUGGCACUCUGCAGCUGAUGUACAAAGAGUUGCAGCUGCUUUCUCCAUUAGUACCAACUCGAGAGUUCUACUUCCUUCGUUAUUGUCAUCAAAUUGAGCAAGGCCAUUGGGCAAUUGUUGAUGUUUCUUAUGAUUUUCCACGAGAUAACCAGUUUGCAAAUCAAUCUCGAUCUCAUAGGCUUCCUUCUGGAUGCUUGAUUCAAGACAUGCCUAAUGGAUAUUCCAAGGUUACUUGGGUGGAACAUGUUGAAAUAGAAGAGAAAGCCCCAAUUCAUCGACUUUAUAGAGAUCUAAUUCACAGUGGACAAGCAUUUGGAGCUGAACGUUGGCUUGUUGCUCUUCAGAGAAUGUGCGAAAGAUAUGCAUGCCUAAUGGUUUCAGGCACUUCUACUAGAGAUCUUGAAGGAGUGAUCCCGUCACCUGAAGGCAAGAGAAGCAUGAUGAAACUUGCCCAAAGGAUGGUCAACAACUUCUGUGCAAGCAUUAGCACAUCUAAUGGCCAUCGGUGGACCACAAUUUCUGGUAUGAACGAGGUUGGAGUGCGAGUAACCAUCCAUAAGAGCACGGAUCCUGGUCAACCCAAUGGUGUGGUUCUUAGUGCAGCUACUACCAUUUGGCUCCCACUAUCUCCACAAACUGUCUUCAAUUUCUUCAAGGAUGAAAGAACUCGACCUCAGUGGGAUGUCCUUUCCAAUGGCAAUGCAGUGCAAGAAGUUGCCCAUAUAGCAAAUGGUUCUCAUCCAGGGAACUGCAUAUCUGUUCUUCGAGCCUUCAACACUAGCCAGAACAACAUGUUGAUACUCCAGGAGAGUUGCAUAGACUCAUCAGGGUCUCUAGUUGUGUACUGCCCCGUUGAUCUUCCAGCCAUCAACAUCGCAAUGAGCGGCGAGGAUCCUUCAUACAUUCCUCUGCUGCCAUCAGGAUUCACCAUUACACCUGAUGGGCGGCAAGACCAAGGGGACACAUCUGCAUCGACAAGUAGUUGUUCUAACAUAAACCACAUAGGAGGCAGUGGCUCACUGAUUACAGUGGCAUUUCAAAUUCUUGUGAGCAGCUUGCCCUCGGCAAAGUUGAACAUGGAGUCGGUGAAUACAGUGAACAACCUUAUUGGCACCACCGUGCAGCAAAUAAAGUCUGCCUUGAAUUGUAGUAGUUCCUGAUCGAGUCCUGAGACAUCAGUACGUAUCAGCGAUAUCAUGAAUAUCUGCUAAAGCCCCGCUAGCUUUCUUCUGCUGCAACUGCAUGCAUAUGCUGCAAUCCUUAAUUACAUGUGGUGAUGGAUGAGAGGGAGAUAGUGUUUGAGUAGUGU
Molecule: messenger RNA, 2279 nt
Organism: Fragaria vesca subsp. vesca
Lineage: Eukaryota; Viridiplantae; Streptophyta; Magnoliopsida; Rosales; Rosaceae
Product: homeobox-leucine zipper protein HDG11-like
Exons: 10
Coding region: 1-2130 (709 amino acids)
Biological process (GO): regulation of DNA-templated transcription
Molecular function (GO): lipid binding; DNA binding; DNA-binding transcription factor activity, RNA polymerase II-specific
Source: RefSeq, a predicted model, not a curated record